Messenger RNA from Artibeus jamaicensis (Jamaican fruit-eating bat), 2927 nucleotides. It is a transcript of the gene CD44, whose product is annotated as CD44 molecule (Indian blood group). Gene Ontology annotation, molecular function: cytokine receptor activity; hyaluronic acid binding. Lineage: Eukaryota; Metazoa; Chordata; Mammalia; Chiroptera; Phyllostomidae. Gene Ontology annotation, cellular component: basolateral plasma membrane; plasma membrane; macrophage migration inhibitory factor receptor complex. Bases 395 to 2212 code for a protein of 605 amino acids. The record is from RefSeq and is a predicted model, not a curated record. The transcript has 16 exons. Gene Ontology annotation, biological process: inflammatory response; positive regulation of ERK1 and ERK2 cascade; cell adhesion.
AUCCACGCUGGCUGGGUUGGUCCUGUGGACUGGAACCAAGCGGAGGGCGUGCUCCGUGCGGUGGGUUAAGGAAGACUAAGGUUUGCGCUCAACUGUCGGAGAGUUUGUUGCUGGAAAUACCGUUUUAUUGAAAGGAAGAGAAAGAGAGAAGGAAAUUUGCCGGCAGGCUGCGGACGCGCCGUUUGGGUGAGGUGACCAGAAGCCGAGGCGGAAAGUAACUGUACUCCUGGAUGCCCCGUAGCUGGUGUCCGGACCAACAGGCUCCUGUCCCAAAGAUCUGAAUGUAACCUGCCGAUACUCAGGUGUAUUCCACGUAGAGAAAAAUGGUCGCUACAGCAUCUCCCGGACAGAGGCUGCUGACCUCUGCGAGGCUUUCAACUGCACCCUGCCCACGAUGGCCCAGAUGGAAGAAGCCCUGAGAGCUGGGUUUGAGACUUGCAGGUACGGGUUCAUACAAGGGCACGUGGUCAUCCCCAGGAUCCACCCCAACUCCAUCUGUGCUGCAAACCACACGGGGGUGUACAUCCUCCCCUCCAACACCUCCCAGUACGACACGUACUGUUUCAAUGCUUCAGCACCACAAGGGGAAGAUUGCACAUCAAUCACAGACCUGCCGAAUGCCUUUGAAGGACCAAUUACCAUAACUAUCGUUAACCGUGACGGUACCCGCUACACCAAGAGAGGCGAAUACAGAACUAACCCUGACGACAUCAAUGCCACCACUACUGAUGAUGAUAUCAGUGGUGUGUCCCCCAGUGAAAGAAACACUCCAACAAGUUACACCAUCUUCCACACCCAACUUCCAACCGAAUACCCGACCCAAGGCGGAGACCGUCCCUCGGUGCCCAGCUACCCAGAGGAUACCUCUGUUACCACUCAGCUACUAAUGCAAGUCACCACAACAGGUACGGAUUCAAAUACCACCUCAGCAGGCUGGGAGCCAGUUGAAGAAAAUGAAGAUGAAAGAGACAAAAACCCCAGUCAUUCUGGAUCAGGCAUUGAUGAUGAUGAAGAUUUUAUCUCCAGUACCAUUGCAACCACACCACGGGUUUCUAACAUCCCAACACAGACCCAGGAUCGGAACGAGUGGAGCCCAGGCUUUUUCAAUCCGGAAGUAUUACUUCAGACAACCCCAAGGAUGACUGAUGUGGACAGAAAUGGCACCAGUGAUUAUGGCGAAAAGUGGACCCAGGAGCCACAGCCUCCUCUCAUUCACCGUGAACAGCAUGACGAAGAGGAGACCCAGCAUUCUACAAGCACAACCUCAGCCAAUGACAGCCAUCCAAAUCAAGAAAUGACAACGCUGAGUCAAGAGGACAGUUCCUGGACUUCUUUCUUGGACCCAAUCUCACAUCCAAUGGGACGAGGUCAUCAAACAGAAAGCAUGGAUAUGGACUCCAGCCAUAGUACAACACUUCAGCCUCCUGCAGAUCCAAACACAGGUUUGGUGGAAGACAGGACAGAAUCUCUUUCAAUGACAACCCAGCAGAGUCACACUCAGAGCUUCUCUACAUCACAUGGAGGCUUGGAAGAAGAUAAAGAGCAGCCCAUGACUUCUACUGCACCCUCUAGCAGCGAAGAUGCUAGGGAUGAUGGCAAAGGUGGAAGAACAAUUGGAAAUCUUCCUGAAGAUUCAGCGACCUCAGCGGAAGCUUAUCCUCCUCAUUCCCCAGACACAAAGGAAUACACAACCCUCCCCCCAGUGACCCCUGCUAACACGGGGGCUCCUGCAGUUACUGAAGUUACUACUGUUGGAGACUCCAAAGUUCAUGUUGACCUUUCCUUAUCAGGAGAUCAAGACUCCUCUUCCGACUCCGCUGGGCGGCACCACACCACUCACGGAUCCGAAGCAGACGGACACUCCAGGGGGAGCCACGAAGGUGGGGCCAGCACAACCUCUGGUCCUAUAAGGAAACCUCAAAUUCCAGAAUGGCUGAUCAUCUUGGCUUCCCUCCUGGCCCUGGCCUUGAUUCUUGCAGUUUGCAUCGCUGUCAACAGUCGAAGAAGGUGUGGGCAGAAGAAAAAGCUGGUGAUCAACAACGGGAAUGGAGCCGUGGAGGACAGAAAGCCAAGCGGACUUAAUGGGGAAGCCAGCAAAUCUCAGGAGAUGGUGCAUCUGGUGAACAAGGAGCCGUCAGAGACCAUGGACCAGUGUAUGACAACCGACGAGACACAGAACUUGCAGAAUGAAGACGUGAAGAUCGGGGCGUAAUACCUACACCAUGACCUUAGAAAUCCUACCUAAUCUUUACAGGGAGCUGGGACAUUCACAGAUGCAAUGUGCUACUGAUUAUUUCAUUGCGGUUCUUUUUUUUUUUAGCAUAAAAUUUUCUACUCUUUUUUGUUUAUUGUGCUUUGUUUUUUUGAAGUCAAUUCAAUUUAUAAGAAUAGCAUUGCUUUCUGAAAUGAGGGCCCAAUUAACAAUUGGCAAGAAUUUGACUGUUUCAGUUCCCGCCUCAAAGCCAGUCUCACUCCCUGGGGUGUGUUAUGGACUGCUUCUCACAAAAGCCACACACACAUCUUUCCUAUCCCCAACCUUCCCUUCACCCCGCCUCCCAGUUGGCAGCCACAUGCUAAGGACAUCCCCAGAGCUAAGAGGGAUUGGUUCCUGGGAGGAAAUCUGAAUGGGUCCAUGUUGCCUUUCCAGGGGCCCAAUGCCUAGGCAUCACCUUCCAGUGGGGGAGGGACGGGGGUGUACUGGUUACACAUCCCCUCCUACAGACCCCCUGGAAAUGUCUCAUAUGCUUCUGAGAAUACCCAAAGGGUGAAGCUAUUUAUCUGUAGUGAGCUAUUUAUCUGUGUUUUUGAGAUAUUAAACCCUGGAGGUCCUUUGAUUAGUAUGAUUUUUGUUGUUGUUGUUACUUUGUCAGAGACAUAAAGGGGUUUAAGCUGAUUUAUAAUAAACAUCUGUACUUCUUCCACUUCUA